AAGAAAUGUGAACAAAACUUUCUUUAACAAUUCCCGGCCACUUGGCAGACGUCAAUGCAUAAUUUGUGAUCAUGAGCUAAUUUAGAAAGUCUUGUUUCGACUGCAGACUUCAGCGUGGGAUUUAAUGUUUUCCUAUGCAAAUUUCGAGUCAACGAAGGUUGAAUCUUUGUAUGAGAUUCCCAUCCAGCUGUGCAAGCUGUAAAUAUAUCUGACAUUCCCCAAUAAUUGCAUGCCUUGGUGGUUUUAUGGAAAUAUAUACAGGAAUUUGUCCUUCUAGAAGAUAAGGCUUUUAUGCAUAUGUCAUCAAGAUGUUCUAAAUGUCGCGAGGUUUUGACUUGUUUCACGUCGGUUGAUGAUGGCCACCGGUUGCUACCAUCAGCCUCGGUAUACCCAGGCGAAUUUUGGUUUGCCAAGGUACACGAAUCUUCAGUACAUAAACGAAGGUGCUUAUGGCAUGGUCUGUUCUGCGGUUGACAACCAUACACGACGUCGAGUCGCUAUUAAAAAGAUCAGCCCCUUCCUUAACUCGAACGGUUCCAAAGCACUGCGAGAGAUCAUGAUACUUUCACGUUUCAAACACGAUAACAUCGUAAAUAUAUUGGACAUCGUAGCAGCGCCGACGCAACAAGACAUACAAGAUUUACACAUUGUUUUGCCACUUAUGGAAACAGACCUUCGGAAGCUGCUCAAGUCUCGACGUCUAUCAAACGAGCAUAUUCGUUGCUUUCUCUACCAAAUCCUACGCGGUCUGAGAUACAUUCACUCGGCCAACAUUAUCCAUUUCGAUAUGAAACCGGGAAAUGUGCUGGUGAAUUCUGACUGUUACCUGAAGAUUUGUGACUUCGGCCUUGCUAGGAUUAUUACGUCAAAACUAGAGGACAGUUAUUUGACACAUUGUGCUGUCACCAGAGGAUAUCGUGCGCCCGAAGUGAUGCUGCGUUGCAAAGCAUUUGUGUCGAGAGCCAUUGAUAUGUGGUCGGUUGGUUGUAUUCUGGCCGAAAUGAUUUCCAAUCGUCCACUGUUCGCGGGAAGGCACUAUCUUGAUGAGCUCAAUAACAUUAUCAAUAUCAUUGGAUCUCCUUCGGCUGAAGAUCUUCUGACGGUUACGAGGGAAGAUAGUAAACGACACAUUCAAUCUUUAGCACGUAAACCUAAGAAGCCACUUGCCGAACUGUUCCCACAAGCAGAACCGGUCGCCUUAGAUCUUCUAGAUCGAAUGAUAACCUUCAGUCCUCACAAUCGUAUCACCGUGGAAGACGUUUUAGAGCAUCGCUUCCUUGACCGCUAUCACGACGAGAUGAACGAACCGGUUGCCUUAGUUCCCUUUAAUUCUGAAUCUGAACCCGAUAAAUUACCACCGGAGGAAAUCAAAAAGAUGAUUUACAAAGAAACGGCAAAAUAUUCCGCUCCUUUUGUAGAUUCUCCCUAUUAAGUAUUAACAACAGAGAACAUAAUUUUAACGACUGUUGAGUUGUCAAUUAAUUUAUUUCACGCUAGAAUCAGAGGGAUUUAGAGGAAGGAUAACUAUAAAUUUAUCAGAUACAACUUAUUGUUUAACGAGAUUAAAUUUCGUAUAUAGUCCCACCUGUUUAUUCUGGCUAGGAAAAUAGGAUAACAUGCAUUUACAUUUAAGGGGUUCAUUCACCAGAGCACCAUUCGACAAUAUAUUAGAUACCCUUCGUUUCCUUUAGCAUCACUCGUGCUAAACUAAUUGCUGGUGAUAAAUAUAUUGGAUAUUUGGAGCGUAACCUGAAUGAAAUGAGAUAGUGUGAUUAAAGUCUGGCAUGUAUUUCCCCCGUUUUUGAUCACUGCUUUUUGAUGAGUUCGCAAUGUCGGCCGUAGGUUUACACCGAACAUGCACUCCUGCUGGUGCGCAUGAUUUUAUAUCUCUUGCUCGAGUCUGUAGUGAGAAAAGAAGAAGAAAUAUAGAGCCCCUGUUUAAGGAGUCCCCCUUGGAAACAAUGAAUAUUAGCCUUCGUAAAUACCAUGCACCACAUUUCAGUUUUAGUCAAUACAGCUGUAUAUAAUUAAUUAUAAGUGACUGUAAAUAGAUUCUAUAUAUAAUAUGCAAUAUGUAAUUAAAUAAUUAUAAAAAUAUACAUAAGAUUCAAGUUUUAAAACUGAGUUGUUUUAUGCUCAUGCAUCUGAAAUUGGACGCGAUGUAUGUAGUCAGUUUUACAUACAGGUUUAGCAUGACUCAGCAGAAUGCCGUAUUGUGAUUGGUUUGCGAAAACAUUCGACGCAAGUGCAUGGGAUCGCUCCUUUAUUAUACUUUUUAUGGGUUAGUCCAAGUAAAUUUGCAUAAUGGAGAAUGAUUUUUUAGUGUCAUCGCGAAUUCAAUGUUUUUACACAUUCAAGCUAAUAUUUAAACAUGUAUCAUCCAUCACUCAAA
This is a messenger RNA of Dendronephthya gigantea, 2392 nucleotides long. Its product is annotated as mitogen-activated protein kinase 1-like. Gene Ontology annotation, biological process: intracellular signal transduction; protein phosphorylation. The coding region runs from base 353 to 1432 and encodes 359 amino acids. Gene Ontology annotation, cellular component: nucleus; cytoplasm. The transcript has a single exon. The record is from RefSeq and is a predicted model, not a curated record. Gene Ontology annotation, molecular function: ATP binding; MAP kinase activity. NCBI's taxonomy places the organism in Eukaryota, Metazoa, Cnidaria, Anthozoa, Malacalcyonacea, Nephtheidae.